This is a messenger RNA of Lineus longissimus, 630 nucleotides long. RefSeq lists its product as uncharacterized. The record is from RefSeq and is a predicted model, not a curated record. Lineage: Eukaryota; Metazoa; Nemertea; Pilidiophora; Heteronemertea; Lineidae. The transcript has a single exon. The coding region runs from base 1 to 630 and encodes 209 amino acids.
AUGGCAGCUGUGCUCGGAAUGAAGUUAGGCUUGCGUGAAGCCAAGGCGUUAGAUUGUGAAAAUUCUGAAAUCAUUUAUUGGACCGAUAGUAUGGAUGUUUUGUACUGGCUACGAGGUCAAUCACGCCGCUAUAAGCCAUUUGUAGCUCAUCGUGUUGCGAGUAUUCAUUUGGAGACCGCUGUGUCGCAGUGGAAACAUGUUCCGGGGGAGGUGAAGCCUGCCGACUUGGCAACCCGUGGUCAGACCGUGGAAGAGCUCAUCGUACCAAACUGCUGGACGGAUGGACCGCAGUUUCUGUACGGGGGGAGUGUGACGUGGCCAGUGGAAGGAAAGGAGGAGCCAAGAGGAGCAUUAGAAGAGAUUCGGAAGUCUGCUACAGACAUCGCGUCUACCCAAGUCCAAGAUGAACCAGACGCAAAGGCACCAGUGUUUAGACUAGAUAGAUACUCGUCCUGGACUAGAAUCUUGAGGAUGACAGCUUGGUUACUGAGAUGGAGACGAAUCAUCGAUAGACCGGAUGAAAAGAGACCUAUGACUCUGCUCCCUGAUGAGAUCAAGAAAGCAGAGAGCUAUUGGAUUAGAGUGAUGCAGUCCGCGCCAUCCCUGGAGUCUGCGACCAAGCAAUUAUGA